Messenger RNA from Striga hermonthica, 519 nucleotides. NCBI's taxonomy places the organism in Eukaryota, Viridiplantae, Streptophyta, Magnoliopsida, Lamiales, Orobanchaceae. The record is from the annotation of a GenBank genome assembly.
AUGAUGCACAAACAUUGCUUCGAAGCUGUCCAAACAUCAUUGCAGGCUAUUAUGGGAGCAGUUGACCCUUCCAACAGUAACAAGCCAUUCGGAGGCAAACCUGUUGUAUUUGGUGGAAACUUUCGACAAAUACUUCCAGUGAUUCCAAAGGGGAGUCGCCAGGACAUUGUGAACGCAACUAUUAAUUCUUCCGACAUUUGGAGGAAUUGUACUGUGUUGCGACUUACAAAGAACAUGCGUCUUCAGAGCAUUUCAGAUGCAGACGAACGUGAUGUGCUAACAACAUUUGCUGAGUGGAUUGCGAGCAUUGGACAUGGGACUAUAAGAGGAUCAAACGACAGUUGUGCCGCGAUUGACAUUCUAGAGGAUAUACAAUUGAAAACCUUAGAUGAUCCAAUUGCUACAAUCGUCGAAAGUAUUUAUCCAAUGUUCAAAAAUGCAACUGAUGAUCCAAGUUAUUUGAAGGACAGAGCUAUAUUAGCGCCUACUUUGGAGGUCGUUGGAUCUAUCAAUCACUAA